GAGACGAUCCCGGAAGUGCGGGGCUGCGGCGGCCCGGGCAGGCGAAAGGCAGCGCGGAGCGGCCGGGCCGGGGCAGCUGGACCCAAACAGCAACAGCAGCAAGGCAGCGCGUGACCGGGAGUAACGGCGGCCGCCGCCCGCCCGCCAUGACGAACUUUAUCUCGGUGCAGCUGAAGAAGGCCUCGGAGGUGGACUUGAGCAAGCCGCUGAGCAAGUUCAUUCAGCAGAGCUACCCCAGCGGGGACGCGCAGGCCGAGCACUGCCGGGCGGCCGAGGAGCUCAGCAAGCUGCGCAAGAGCGCGCUGGGCCGCCCGCUCGACAAGCACGAGAGCUCGCUGGAGACGCUCCUGAGAUACUAUGAUCAGCUGUGUUCUAUUGAACCAAAGUUUCCAUUCUCUGAAAAUCAGAUCUGUGUAACAUUUACAUGGAAAGAUGCCUUUGAUAAAGGAUCACUUUUUGGAGGAUCUGUCAAACUGGCUCUGGCAAGUUUGGGGUAUGAGAAGACCUGUGUUUUGUUCAACUGUGGAGCAUUAGCAAGCCAAAUUGCAGCAGAACAGAAUCUAGAUAAUGACGAAGGACUGAAAGCUGCAGCUAAACACUAUCAGUUUGCAAGUGGUGCUUUCCAACACAUUAAAGACACUGUCUUAUCAGCGUUGAAUCGAGAACCUACAGUGGACAUCUCUCCAGACACAGUUGGAACUCUCAGCCUUAUUAUGUUGGCUCAAGCCCAAGAAGUGUUUUUCUUGAAAGCUACAAGAGAUAAAAUGAAAGAUGGUAUCAUAGCUAAACUAGCUAAUCAAGCUGCAGAUUAUUAUGGUGACGCUUACAAACAAUGUCAAUAUAAAGAUACUUUGCCUAAGUAUUUUUAUUUCCAGGAGGUGUUUCCUGUUCUGGCUGCAAAGCACUGCAUUAUGCAGGCCAAUGCAGAAUACCAUCAAUCUAUCCUGGCAAAACAGCAGAAGAAAUUUGGUGAAGAAAUUGGGAGGUUACAGCAUGCAGCAGAUUUAGUAAAAACAGUGGCAUCUCGUUAUGAUGAAUAUAUAAAUGUUAAAGAUCUGGUUGACAAAAUCAAUCGGGCACUUACAGCUGCAAAAAAAGAUAAUGACUUCAUUUACCAUGAUCGUGUUCCUGACCUGAAAGAUUUAGAGCCCAUUGGAAAAGCCAGCCUUGUGAAAUCUACUCCAGUUGUUGUUCCCCUCAGUCAGAAAUUCACUGACCUGUUUGAGAAGAUGGUUCCACUGGAAGUUCAGCAGUCUGUAAGUGUUUAUAACCAAAGAAGGGCAGAUCUAGUAAAUAGGUUAAUAGCUCAAAUGAGAGAAGCCACAAAUCUGGCAAAUGGAGUGCUGGCUUCCCUCAAUCUUCCUGCUGCUAUUGAAGAUGUGUCUGGUGAUAGUGUUCCUCAGUCUAUUUUAAACAAGUCGAAGUCCGUGAUUGAACAGGGAGGAAUUCAAACUGUUGAUCAGCUGAUCAAAGAUCUGCCUGAACUGCUACAGAGGAACAGAGAAAUCUUAGAUGAAUCACUAAGAUUAUUAGAUGAAGAAGAAACUACAGACAAUGAGCUGAAAACAAAAUUCAAAGAACGUUGGCAGAGAACACCAUCCAAUGAACUCUAUAAGCCUUUAAGGGCAGAGGGAGCCAAUUUCCAUAAUAUUUUGAAUAAAGCUGUGCAAGCAGAUGGACAGGUUAAAGAACGCUAUCAGUCUCAUCGGGAUACGAUUGCACUUUUGUGUAAACCAGAGUCAGAACUCAAUGCAGCCAUUCCUUCUGCUAACCCAGCAAAAACAUUGCAAGGAAGUGAGGUUGUUAAUGUCCUAAGGACUUUGUUAGCCAAUCUCGAUGAAGUUAAGAAGGAGAGAGAACAACUUGAAAAUGACCUGAAGUCAGUAAAUUUUGACAUGACAAGCAAAUUCUUGACUGCACUGGCACAAGAUGGUGCUAUAAAUGAGGAGGCUAUUUCUGUGACUGAGUUGCACAGAAUUUAUGGGAGCUACACACAGAAAGUGCAAGAGUCCCUGAAGAAGCAGGAAGAACUUCUGAAAGACAUUCAGAAUGCACAUCAGGAAUUCUCAAAGAUGAAGCAGUCUAACAAUGAAUCUAAUUUAAGAGAAGAAGUUUUGAAGAACUUAGCUGUAGCAAAUGACAACUUUGUGGAACUUGUUGCCAAUUUAAAAGAAGGCACAAAGUUCUACAAUGAGCUGACAGAAAUUCUUCUGAAAUUCCAAAACAAAUGCAGUGACAUUGUGUUUGCUCGCAAGACUGAGAGAGAUGAACUGCUUAAAGAUUUGCAACAAAGCAUUGCUAGGGAGCCCAGUGCUCCCUCUAUUCCUCUGCCUACCUAUCAGGCUACACCAGCUGCAGGAAGCAAGCCUGCUGCAUCAUUGACUCCCACUCCAGCACCCAGAACCAUGGUGGGGACUAAACCACAGCCGCCAGCACGGCCACCACCACCUGUAAUUUCUGCAGCAAGCAGUCCCUCUUCUACAUCAGCAGCCCCUGCCACUGCUGCAACUCCUCCUGCUGCUCCUGCUGCUAGUCCAGCAGCCAGUGCACCCACAGCAAGCACUGCACCCUCACAGCCACAAGGACCUCCUUACCCAACUUAUCCAGGUUACCCAGGGUACUGCCAGAUGCCAAUGCCAAUGGGCUAUAAUCCAUACAUGUAUGGCCAGUAUAAUCUACCGUAUGCACCUUCACCUGUCUAUCAAAACCCUGGACAAGCACCAUAUCCGGGACCUCAACAACCUGGAUACCCUUUUCCUCAACAGCCUUAUUAUCCACAGCAAUAAUGUGUUUGCAAAGAAACUUUGCUUGUUAAAAUUUGGGAGAAAUUUGCAAUAAGCAUACUAGAACUUUAGCUCCAGUUAAUGUAUCAUACUGAACUGUUUGCAGUCUAUAACUCUUCUUUAUUGUUAACUGCUCAAAAAUGUCUAGAUCAGUUUUUGAUUACACUAAAAACUUUGGAAGCUCUGCUGCAGCAGUACAGACUGUAGGAUCAUGUCAAAAUUAGAGCCUAAUUCAGUGGUCUGAAACUCUACACUACACUUUGACUAGACCAAAAUAUUUCUUUGCAAAAAUCCUAAAAAUAACGAUUGGGAUCUGAUGAGCAAAACUGAAGCGGUGCGUGCACUGGGUGUGAUAUAUUCUAUGGAACUAUAUAUCAUUUCCUUCUAUAUUUUAUCUUGUUUUUCCCCCUGAGGUUAGUUAAGAUAUGCUAUUUUGUCUAAUAAUCAAGGCCUUGUAAAUCUUCAGUAAAGAAAUAAAUUACAUAAAAACAGUUUAAA
Molecule: messenger RNA, 3281 nt
Organism: Rhea pennata
Lineage: Eukaryota; Metazoa; Chordata; Aves; Rheiformes; Rheidae
Gene: PDCD6IP
Product: programmed cell death 6 interacting protein
Exons: 18
Coding region: 147-2786 (879 amino acids)
Biological process (GO): mitotic cytokinesis; multivesicular body sorting pathway
Cellular component (GO): endosome
Molecular function (GO): protein binding
Source: RefSeq, a predicted model, not a curated record